Messenger RNA from Photinus pyralis (common eastern firefly), 7107 nucleotides. Its product is annotated as adenomatous polyposis coli homolog. Gene Ontology annotation, cellular component: cytoplasmic microtubule; beta-catenin destruction complex; catenin complex. Lineage: Eukaryota; Metazoa; Arthropoda; Insecta; Coleoptera; Lampyridae. Gene Ontology annotation, biological process: cell fate specification; negative regulation of canonical Wnt signaling pathway; pattern specification process. The record is from RefSeq and is a predicted model, not a curated record. Gene Ontology annotation, molecular function: gamma-catenin binding; microtubule binding; beta-catenin binding.
ACUGAACAUGCACUUCAUGGAAGCACUUCCGAGGAGGGUCACUGUGUGUUAUUACGUAGAUAUUCGUGCAUGGCUCUCACUAAUCUCACAUUUGGUGAUAGUGGCAAUAAGGCUUUGUUGUGUUCUUUUCGACAAUUUAUGCGGGUUUUAGUUCUACAGCUUCAGAGUCCAUGCGACGAAUUAAGACAGGUGACUGCCAGUGUCUUACGAAAUUUGUCGUGGCGUGCUGAUUCAACUAGUAAAGAAAUAUUAAAGGAGGUCGGCGCAGUUACGGGUCUAAUGAAGGCGGCUAUGAUAAACAAUAAGGAAAACACUCUGAAGUCGAUUCUUUCCGCUCUUUGGAAUCUUUCGGCACAUUGUCCGGAGAGCAAGUCAGAGAUAUGCUCAAUAGAUGGAGCUUUAGGAUUUUUAGUGACUAUGCUGAGCUAUAAAUCGCCGACCAAAUCGUUAGCUAUAAUUGAAAAUGCAGGUGGUAUCUUAAGAAACGUUUCCAGUCAAAUUGCUGUGCGAGAUGAUUAUCGGGAGCUGUUACGAAAUCACGAUUGUUUAAGAGUAUUAUUAGAUCAAUUGAAAUCGCCUAGUUUAACUAUUGUAAGUAAUGCCUGCGGGACAUUAUGGAACCUAUCCGCAAAAAAUCAAACGGAUCAAGAGACCCUGUGGAAAAUGGGAGCGCCUACGAUGCUCCGCAGUUUAAAUCAUUCCAAGCACAAAAUGAUUGCUAUGGGAUCGAGUGCAGCUCUAAAAAACUUACUGGCGUCUAGACCGACUCACAAUCUGUUACCAUCCAUGGACGCAACCGCAAAAGCCAUGGAUUUACCUGUGUUACCCACUUUAGGCGCUCGUAAGCAAAAGGCUUUAUUUCAAGAGUUGGAGCAAAACCUAACAGAAACAUUUGAAAGUACAGACAAAGAAUCACCCACAAAAACUGGCCAAGAAGAGCAGUUUCUACUGGAAACCGCCAAUGCAGUACUAACCGUUAGCAACAAUGGUGACAUUAAUAAAACGUACAAACGUAAAUCCUUGCAGAACGAUUCUCACGACAGCAGUCUCAUUGAGGCCUUUAAGAAUUUAACGAUCGAUGAACCUUCGACAAGUUUCUCAAAUAGAUCUAGAGUCCUACAAGAUUACGGUAGUUCGAGUUUACCCUACAUUAAACCGCCGCUAUCUUACUCUUCUCCCCUUCACAAAUACUCGGAUUUGUCGUACAAAGAAGAACAAUAUAGUCAAAAUUCGCAGGUCCUAGAUGACGAAAAUUUCGGAAUUUACACCGAGACAGAUUUAGAUCAACCCACAGAUUAUUCCUUGCGAUACGCCGAAGAUGACUCGGAACCCGACGAUAUGUGUAAUAAGAAGGCAGAAGGGACGGAUUUCGUUCAAGAUACCGUUAAGACGUAUUGCACCGAAGAUACUCCUUACGAAACGCCCUUCAAUUAUUCCACGGCAACUUCUAUGUCAGAUUUGCGCGAGACCGGGUUAGAAACCGAGAAGUCUAUUAUAGAUAAUGAUAAAUUGGUCAAGUCGAACUUGAAUUCCAUCAAGAACGCGUCAAUGUCACAAUCCGACGAAAAGGAUCAUUGCUCUGUGGAAGAUGUCUCUGAAAUAGAUAAUGCACCGAAAGUUAUUACUAAGAAUCUUAAAUCGCAAUUUAGUUCGGGCUUAGCAUCUCCAGAAAAGCCGGUUAAUUAUGCCGACGAGGGUACUCCGGGGUAUUUCUCACGAGUGAGUAGCUUUAGUUCUUUGAAUUCCAUGCAAGUUGGGGAUAAGGUGAAGUACGAAUUGGAUAAUAAGGAGGUCGACACGAGACAGGAGGUUCAUGAUGAUACUGUUCCACAAAAGAGUGAGGUGCAUCCAGAAGGAAAAGCUGUUAAAUUCGAGCAAGUUGUGAAUUACGCCGAGGAAACUCCGCUUAUGUUUUCGCGAAGUAGCUCGUUAGCGUCAUUGGAUAGUAUCGAACAACAUUCAAUACAUGAUGAUCGAGAGUCUGUAAUAUCAGAUUUCAGUCGCCUAACGAGCGGUAUCGUAUCACCAAGUGAACUACCCGACUCUCCCACUCAAACAGUACCACCAAGCCCGAGGCAGCCACUUCCCUCGGCACCCAGAACAGUUCCCUUAACCCAUCGAACUCCGGCAGAUGGUAGUCCGCAAAUAAAACCCCAACCAAAGAUUGUAAGCGCUUUUGAAGAUAACGUUAAAAAGUUCAAGGAAGAGAGUACACCCAUACAAUUUUCGACCGCUACGAGUCUUAGUAGUUUAACGAUCGACGAUCAUGAAGACGGAAGUGAUGUUGUUGGUAAGAUUCUAACUAUAAGCAAACGUGGAGAAGUUGUAAAAAAAAGUAAGGAAGAUGAAAUACCGGCGGUUUCCGAAAGUGAAGAGGAUGAAGAUAUUUUAGCUGCCUGUAUCAGUGAUGGAAUGCAGAAUAAUAGGCAUCAUCUCAGUGGUUCUCAGCAAAAUAUACCUUCUCCGCUUUUUAAUUACUCAUCUAAGUCAAUGAUAUGUACCCAAGGCAGUGGUAUUCCGCUUCCUCAUGCCCGUUCAACCACUACCAGUACAAACGAUUCAUCAAUUCUCAAAGAUAAUCCAUCAAGUUUACACUCCAAUUCUUUCCACAACUAUUGUACAGAAGAUAUAAAUUAUACAGGGGAUAAUUCCAAUAUAAGCCUUUUAUCUACUGCGAGCGAUAUUCAAAAGAAGGACAAAGUGUACUCGUCUGACGACAGUAGCAACUUAUCCGGAGAUAAUGAGAAUAUACUGGCCGAAUGUAUUCAAUCCGCCAUGCCCAAAACACGCCGGAUGACUAAACCGAUCGCUACAACUAGACCAUUAUCCGCACUGCCCGUCAGAAACGUUCAAACCAGUACGCCGAUUAAACCGUUUACACGAAUUGAGCAUCCAAAUUCCACGAGAUUGGAGGAACUGAAACGUCCAUCACCGUCCGUAUAUUUAAGUGCGAAAGAUGAAGUGGAGAACUAUGCCGUCGAAAACAGCCCUUGUCAAUUCUCCUUGCAUUCUAGUCUUAGUGAUCUCACUGUGGAUGGAAGUGUGGCGGGCGGUUUCAGACCCAAUCAGUCAGUCCAUCAACCAACCGAAGUAAAAGACACAAAACCUACAGCAGGACCAAGUUCUUUAAAUACAGAGCAAAUAGCAGCAACAUACGUUCCCGAAUUUACUUUGUCUCGACAGGAAUCAUUCUCUUCACUGAGUGCCGAUUCCUUCGGAUCUUUGGAACAAGAACAAGCUCUUUUAGAACAAUGUAUAUCAUCGGGCAUGCCGAAAAGUAAACAUACACACGCCCCCAAAACUGUCGAUGCGCCAAGGCAGGUUAUUGUCACUAAACCUAUCGGUGUGGCUACCAAACAAUUUAACGCCAAUAAAACUCAGUCUGAUUCCAUUCGUCCAAUGACCUAUGAUGACAAAUCGAUAAGACACGGAGAGAGGAAGACGGACUUCGCGGAUCAAGAUGAAAAAUUAGUUUAUUCAAAAAACGUAAAUGUAACGUCUGCUGUCGGGAGCACGAUAGCGGAAAAAAACGUAAUGCGUCCCACCACGCCAUCUACGGCAGCAGACGUCGCACAUAUAGAAAAGUCCGAAGAAAAAGUGACACGCAAUCGCACGAUAAUCGAGAUACAAGCAGAUAUAUCUCGGGACAAAUGCUUGCCUUUCGAAGAGAACUUAUCGAUAGAACCCAUGAGGAGUGGGUGUGAAACGCUCGUUGCAGAUUCGGAUGUUAGUCCCGAAUCUCUGUGUUCAAUCACCGACAAUAUCGAGUUUGACUUUGGAAAUGUAAAUUUAGAAAUAAAAGCCGUCGAUACUCGUAUGUUAGAUCCUGACGCCAUGAUUGAAUCUUUAGAUCGAUUUACAGCCGAAUUAGUUUCACAGGCCGAAGCGGCGCAUUCAAAUAAAGAUGCACAUAAAUUUACCACUUCAAUAACAGAUGGAGAUACUUGGAAUGACGAUUCUUCGCCAAAUGAUUUGACUUUUCCAAGUAUUUCAGGAAGUGCGCCAAAUGUUAUUACAUUCCACAGCGAGUCGGAUUGUGCGAAUACAGGAGGACUUCAGGAGGACGUGAUAUUCCACUUGAAUGGUAAUGGUUUAGAUGCUGUAGACGGUGUUAAUGAUUCAGAACAAAAGUCCAGCGAUUUUUCUUCUAUUAACACGAGCACAAUGACAGAGUCCACAUUGAUAGCAGUUGAGGCAACAAAGAUGGCAAACGCGUUUAAAAAUGAAGCGGAAUUGUCGCAGAGUAUUACAAGCGUGCAAUCUCUCGAAUUAGACUGCAUUCAACCACCCUCGCACAUGAAUUCAUUAACGAGCAGUAUGAAUGGAUUAGACCACCACCUGACGAAGGGCAGUCCAAAAUUGGUUAACAGGAAGAAACUGUUACAUAACGGCUUGAUAGCGCGAAGAGCCUUAACUAAUUCGUUUAAUCAAAAUUCCAGUUUGGAAAGCUUAGAUAAUCAGAGUCUGUCGAACUUGGAUCACAUGCAUCCCCCAUCUACCAUGGGAGAAGUGCUGGAUAUACUCGAUUUAGAAAGCAGCAUGACAAGUGUUGCUAGCUUAACAAGUGAAGCGGUCGAUGUUAAACUGGAGCAACCAAAUCCGAUAUUUAACGUGAAACAACCUGCGAACAUGCUGCAUUUGUUUUCUAAUACUUCACUUACCGAUCUAGAAAAUGUCAACCCUCCUUCCCUUCUCAAUGAAAUCACCGACAUGUGUAAUUCUUUAGCGGACGUUGCCACCGAAAAUAUUUGUAGCGAAACUGAACCAUUCGAAGACUGCAACACUCACAUGAACGACACAGAUGAUGUGACGUUAUUCUCAGACGCUCAAAGCGUUACUCCCAUUCAAUCAGAUUUAGGAUCAAGUGCAGAAACUUCGCCUAAAAAGACUCGAACGCUUACCAAAAGAAUGACGCCUAAGCAAAAACGCAAGCUGGUACAGGAACGCUACCGAACCUACACAGUGGCGGCGGAAAUGGUGAUUAGCGCCGAACUUGGUUCAUUAUCCGACAACUGUAACUCCGAAUACCAGACAGUACCCGAAUUUUCACAGACUGAGAGCCACAAGAAACUGUCGCCAAAAGAAAAACGAUUAAAUGAUAGGGCGCGUUACCAAACUCAAGUACUUUCAGAUGCCGUAACUGCAGAACUACAAAAAAUGUGUGAUAAAUCUGAUGUGCCAUUAACUCCCGUAGAUAGUCCACAGGCCAGUCCAGGGCGAAGCAAAUUGAGUAUCAGGCGAAAUUUUAUUCAAAAGCGUUUAGAGAAUCAAGAUCGUUUUAAAACGCGUACGCUUAGCGAAUCGAGUUUAUCGCCCGACAUUUCCAGUGCCUCACCUCCUACGAAUGAUCUACAAUCUUUGGUACAAAAAGAAGCUGGGAGGGUUUUACGAAAGUUACACGAGGCCCACCUACAUUCGGAUAACUUGCUAGACUGCGAAACGCUCAGUUUAAUUUCGAAUGAUGAAGAUUCAGAUUUUAAUUCUGGAAGUCCUAUAAAUUAUAGAACUUAUACCAAGAAUUGUACGACACAAAACACUGUUGCAGUUAACAAUGUUUCAGUCGAAAGCUCUCCCACUGUGCAACUGCAGGUGGUCGAAGCGGAAAUCGCUUCAGGAGACGAUGAGUCAAAAGUCAAACCGAAAAUUAUAAAGCCCGACGAAAAGGUCGUAACUGAGGAUGCGAAUGAGGAAGUUAAGGGAAUUCGUGGUAGAAGAAAAGCGCUUUAUUCAAAAACAAAUGUUGCAAAUACACGAAUUUCUACUAGAAAUACAAAUAUCAGGCCAAUUCGUACUAUAACAUCUAAUUUGGUCAAAAAUGUAACGUCGGUUAUUAAGUUGGGAACUAAUUUAAAAGGUGUAGCUUCGAAGCAAGAAACGGGGGGAAUUCCUAAGGCGCCAACAACGCAAGCGAAGUCAUUGAAGCCACCUUCUGGUUACCACACGAGCAAAGUGGGUGGUGGUUUAGGGAGAGCUGUGAAUGGUCCGCAGGCUGGUUUGGGUACAGCACCAAAACAUAAGAGUGAAACUAAAAAAUUGACUCCUCCACCACCCUUAGAGAGACAAGGAACCUUCACAAAAGAUGAAGAAAUUAUACAACCAACCAAAAGUCGUAUUCCCACUCCCGCUUCGAAUCUUCCAAAGCCGAAACCGGCAUCGAGAAUUGCUAGAGCUAUCUCGCAGACAAACUCCACUGUAGGGAAAACAGUUUCGAGGGUGCAAAAUGCUCUAACAUCGAGACCAGUUAAAUCGACCGCUAUCAAAUCAGUAAGCUCAGAUAGAGCGACUAAUUCCCGGCCUACAUUAACUGGAAAUUCAACUAGAUCGUCUAGUGCAGAUAGUAGAGAUGCACACAUGAGAAGGCAAAACAUUCAAAAUUCCUCGUCGAGUCAGAGUUUAAAGAGUGAGAGUGGAAAGAAACAAAAUGGAGCAGUUAGCAGAUCCUCGCCCUCUACUGUCUCUCAAAGAUCGAGCAGCAAUUCCAGCAUCACGUCGAAUGGGUCGUCUUCCAAGAAACAAGUCACUAGUAAAAUUGCCAGCUUAUGGAAAAAAGUUGAGGAGCAAAAGAAACAAGUGCCCAAGAAAGAUACGCGUGUCUGGAUUCAACGCGAUCGUGAAGAAGUACCGCAAAUGAUCAGAAGUAAUACGUUUGAGAGUAAAGACGGUGUUUCACUUAGAAGUAUGGAAGGUCACGACAAAACUGUGCCAGAUAUGAGCGAAACGGCUGACUUAUCAUUUUAACUUUCGCUUCUUUUCUUUAUGUAGGUGUAAUGACUAUUUUACAUAUUAACAACGAAGAAAUGAAUGUGCAUAUUGUUUACUUUUUUAAGAGAGUUGCUAGUUUAUUUAUUUUAUAUCGUUACAAAAAACCUCAUUUAUGAUCUUAUAUUAAUCUAGUCGAAUUAAUUUAACAUACGCAUCAAGUUAUAAAGAUUUCGUUUGCAGCACGUCUUAGCAAAAUGUAAAUAUAGAAACCACAUAGGUAUUAAUAUGUAGCUUUCCUUAGUAUUAGUUUUCUAUUGAUGAAUGUAAAGUAAAAAAAAUGUUUAUUCUGGAUACAGUAAGUUAGUAUUGCGGUUUAAAAUUCAAUAAACUAAUUACCAUUGUCAA